AUGAGCUUUGCCAAGUACACUGGAAAGACGCAGAUUCUCGAGAAGCACGACGAUGACGUGGUCAUCUGUGGCGCGUACCGAUCACCCGUCACGCGUGCUCGCAAGGGUGGCCUUGCCCAGUGCACACCAGAAGAAUGCCUUGGUGUGGUGUUCAAGGGCCUGAUUGCUAAGACGGGCGUCGACCCGAAGGUCAUUGAAGACGUUUCGGUUGGAAACGUGCUUCCACCCGGUGGUGGUGCCACGGGAGCUCGUCAGGCUGCACUCUGGGCCGGUAUCCCCAAUACAGCCGCCGUCAACACAGUGAACCGCCAAUGUUCAUCUGGUCUCGCCUCUGUAACGCAGAUUACAAAUGAAAUCAUUACGGGUCAGAUCGACGUGGGGAUUGGUGCCGGUGUGGAGUCGAUGACUUUGAACUAUGGCGCUGGUGUCAUGCCUGUGAAGAUGUCUGACGAGGUUAUGAGCAACGAGGAAGCAGCCGAUUGCAUGAUGCCGAUGGGUAUUACAUCGGAGAACGUCGCCAAAAAAUACAAUGUGACUCGUGAAAAGCAAGAUGCCUUUGCAGCCGAGUCGUAUAAGCGUGCCCACGAGGCCAAGGCGGCUGGCAAGUUCAAGGAUGAAAUCAUCCCGAUCAAAUAUGUUGAUGACGACGGCAACGAGCGCGUUGUCAGUGAAGAUGACGGUAUUCGCCCUGGCGUAUCGAAGGAGUCGCUUUCGAAGCUCAAGCCAGCCUUCGCUAAGGAUGGCUGCACGCACGCUGGCAAUGCCUCGCAGGUCAGCGAUGGUGCUGCUGCUGUGCUGCUUGCUCGCCGCAGUGUCGCUCAGAAGCUCGGUCUGCCUGUGGUUGCCAAGUUCGCCGGCGCCGUCGUUGUGGGCGUGCCGCCGAACAUUAUGGGCGUUGGACCUGCAUUCGCGAUCCCCAAGCUACUCGAAAAGGCUCAAAUCUCCAAGGACGAUAUCGACAUAUACGAGAUUAACGAGGCUUUCGCGUCGCAGGCUCUUUUCUCUGUUGAGCAUGUUGGCUUGCCUCUUUCAAAGGUGAACCCUGUGGGUGGUGCCAUCGCCAUGGGACAUCCACUCGGUGCUACUGGUUCCCGUCAGAUUGCGACAGCUCUAAGUGAGGCGAAACGCACUGGUGCUAAGCUGAUCGUCACCUCGAUGUGCAUUGGAACCGGUAUGGGUAUGGCCUCUUUGAUUGUAAGCGAGCAGUAA
Molecule: messenger RNA, 1209 nt
Organism: Malassezia globosa CBS 7966
Lineage: Eukaryota; Fungi; Basidiomycota; Malasseziomycetes; Malasseziales; Malasseziaceae
Exons: 1
Coding region: 1-1209 (402 amino acids)
Biological process (GO): fatty acid beta-oxidation; phenylacetate catabolic process
Cellular component (GO): peroxisome
Molecular function (GO): acetyl-CoA C-acyltransferase activity
Source: RefSeq, a predicted model, not a curated record